CAAGUCUACUGCGCAUAUACAACAAAACAAGAAGCGUGAGUGUGUGCUAAAAGUGUGCUAAAAUUUCAGUAAACAUUUACUUAAAAUGCCACCAAAGGGCAAGGGAGGCAAGGGUACGAAAGUAGGAGCGUCAGGAAGUGCAGAAACUGAGAAGAAGGAGAAGGCACCGAAAGGAGGCACUGCUGUAAAGGUUCGCCACAUCCUCUGCGAAAAACAUGGGAAAUGCAUGGAGGCAAUGGAGAAACUGAAGGCGGGAGUUCGUUUCAGCGAAGUCGCAUCACAAUACAGUGAAGACAAAGCAAGACAAGGAGGUGAUCUGGGUUGGAUGACUCGAGGAUCCAUGGUUGGACCUUUCCAAGAGGCUGCUUUCAACUUGACCAUCUCUUCCAUGGAUAAACCUGUUUACACAGACCCCCCUGUAAAGACCAAAUUUGGUUACCACAUCAUUAUGGUGGAGGGGAAAAAGUAAUGAGGAGCAACAUUAAAUUGGGACGUUCAAUUUCACAUUGUGCUCUAUUGUGAAUGUGAUUAUUUCAGUGUUGCUCUGUUGAUGCAAUGUUUGUAAAAAGGAAAUAAAAUAAAUAAAAUGUCUUAGUUAAUUGUA
This is a messenger RNA of Phycodurus eques (leafy seadragon), 604 nucleotides long. RefSeq names its product protein (peptidylprolyl cis/trans isomerase) NIMA-interacting, 4 (parvulin) (gene pin4). The transcript is spliced from 4 exons. The record is from RefSeq and is a predicted model, not a curated record. Gene Ontology annotation, biological process: rRNA processing. Gene Ontology annotation, molecular function: DNA binding; peptidyl-prolyl cis-trans isomerase activity. Lineage: Eukaryota; Metazoa; Chordata; Actinopteri; Syngnathiformes; Syngnathidae. The coding region runs from base 86 to 469 and encodes 127 amino acids.